Molecule: messenger RNA, 2406 nt
Organism: Fusarium vanettenii 77-13-4
Lineage: Eukaryota; Fungi; Ascomycota; Sordariomycetes; Hypocreales; Nectriaceae
Exons: 1
Coding region: 1-2244 (747 amino acids)
Molecular function (GO): protein binding
Source: RefSeq, a predicted model, not a curated record
AUGACGCAAGAAUUCGAUUCUUUGAGCUUCAAAUUUGCACAUCUGGCCAACCUGCCCACCGAGGUUCUCCAGCCAAUCCUCUCUUUUCUCCCCAAACAAGAUGUCAAAUCCGUCAGACUUGCGUCCCGCCUGCUCGCCGACAAAGCGACUCCUCUCCUGUUCAACAGCAUUCGGAUAUCCACUCUCAAGGCUGACCGCGAUACCUUCUUCAAGAUCGCCGAUUCCCCUCACCUUGUUCGUCAUGUCUGCACGGUCAUCUGGGAAGAACUGAACGGAGACCAUUCAAGAUUCGAGGCCGAAGCUUGGGAACGUUUCGGGGGGUAUUCACCAUUUGGUUGGCAGAUAUGGCCAGGCUUGACCGGGGUGAUGUCUCAGAUGCCAGAUCUCUUUUGGGUCACACCGAAGGGUGAGCCGUACGACUUCCGAGAGACCUUUGCUACUUUCGUGCGCCAGUUCAUUAUCGCGCUUGACAGAAUGCCAAACCUCCAUACCCUUGUCUCGAAGCCCAUGCACGACGAACGCCAAAUACAAGCAGUUUCCUCCGGCUACCCGAUAACCGCAGGAAUCAUCAAACGCCUCAUUCAUCAUGAUCAAGAAAGGUGCACGUUCAACACGGGAUUUCUCGGUGUUCUGGUACCAGCACUUAUCCACAUAGCAAAACAGCCCGGCAAGAGGGUGACUCGGCUCCUCUUUGUCGAUGAGACCACUACCAAGGAGACUGCUCUCAGAUUUCUCCUGAGUGAUUAUGCCUUUGCCUUUUCCAAGCUGGAACAUCUCGACUUUUGCAUCUCUGGCACCGCCCCCUCUGAGUCGCAAAUGACAGGGUUCAGAGCUUGCCUCAAGGCUGCGACCAACGUGUCUUAUCUUCAUCUUUGUCGAGAAGCCGCCUACCAGGAGGACGAAAAGUCUCCUAGGUUGUUGCAGAUGAUUCCAAAGCUACCUCGUCUGGUGGAAGUACACCUCGACGAUAUCAUGCUUAGGGAACAGGAGACCGAGUUCGUUCGGCUCGAGGAAAUUCUUGAUGACGAUAACUCCGCACUUGUGAAAUUUCUUCGGCUCCAUGCGAGUACCCUUCGCAGACUUCGCAUCACUUCCUCAAAGGUUACUAAAAGGAUGCUGCUCAGUUUGCACAAGUUGAACUCGUUGCAGCUGGAAAGAUUCAUCAUCGUUCCCGGUCAAGAUAUGGAGGAAGAUAACCCUUGGCCGACCAGUGAACGAACAAUCCUGGGCUUUGUCAACAAGAGAGCGAAUGGCAAGGUGCUCGAUCCCGACUUUGGGCCAGAUGACCAAGAUCCGGUGUGCACGCAUGAUGCGGUUUGGGAUAUUGAUGAGUGGCCAAACGCAGCGGUAUUUGACACACGACGGCGAGGAUGGCGAACGCGCGGCUAUGAAUCUCGGGAAGUAAUGGAACUUGACGACGAGGCUGGUGAGCGAAGAGAUGAGGAUGGAUUCACACAUGAGCUAGGCCCUUGCCGAGUACUCGACCAUGCAUCAGGUUUGUGGGUUGACCGUGAUGGAGUCUGGUAUGAUCCCAGGACGGAUGAGGAGAUAUUGGAGCCAGAGAGACGGAGUUAUGAGAGUGAGCGGGAAAAUGAGCACAACCCCUGGGCUGUGAAGAACGAACGGGUGUGGGACUGGGAGUUGGGUCUCUGGAGAGAUCUAGGCACUGACUCAACUGGCCCGUUGCACAGGUUUGCAGUUGAUCGAAACGACACUUGCGAAGUACUGCCUGAGAGGAUCAUUGACGACGACGCAUCCUCGGGUGAAGAUGAGGAAGAUGUCGACAUGCGACCAUUCUACGCACGAGAAGAUGAUGAUUAUCUCAUGAGGCAACUCAGAAGCCCCAGGUGGGGUUGGGGUCGGGACGAAAAUGGACGAAUUUGGUAUUGGGAAGUGCUCGGGAACAAGGGCAACGGCUACUUGACCGAGAAGUGGCACUUUCGUCAUCGCAACGGAGAGGAAGCCUACGGGGAAGAUCCUCUUGAGUUUUGGACUGACUGGCAGGGCAGUGAGGCAGGUGAUGUAGCUGAAGCUACACCGUUUGGGUGGCGUUUCGAGGCAUUCGUCGACGGCUGGUCUCGCGACACGUCUGGCAGCGACCUUCCUCCCAAGGAAGAGAUCGGGAAGCUCUACAGAGAGCCGGUACUCUGGGAAGAGAACGAGGGACAGCUCGGGGUCUAUACGGCGCGGUUGCCUGCGGAUUUUGAUAUGGAUGACCUUUCUGAGAUCAUCGCUCUGCCUUAGCGAACCAGCUCAGAGAAUCAAGAUGAACAGGUUGCCGCAGAAUAACUCGUCGCGGUCGAACGCGGCGUCAUGUUUAGCUGGCAGUGACGUUAGGGGGUGAAGUUGCUAGUGGAAGAACGAUAGAGAGAUCGAUUGACAGAUACUGAUUUUACUACAUGAUCC